AAAUAAAGACAAUGUUAAACCUUUUUUGUGUUGGACAUAAUAGUUUUCUUUAUUUAAAAUGAAGCCUGGUCAACAAGGCCCCAAUCAAGGCCCAGCCCCUAUCUGGCCACAGCGUCCUGUCCCUGACCCCGACCCUAGGGCAGGCCCCGUGGUCCACCCCCAUCUGGGAGCAGAAAGGCCUGGUGGCAGCCCCCCACCCUGCUGUGGCAUGAGUAGCAGAAGAGGCCACAAUCCAGCUGCAGCCAACAGAGGGAUAUGGAAAGCGUCUCAGCCCCCUGGUUAUUAUUUAUUAAAUGAUUUGUACUACAGGUUCACUAAAGUACAAAACAAGGACCCUGCUAAAGGUCCUCUAGUGAGUUUAUUCACAUUAGAAUGUCUUGGUUGCCUGUUACCUGUGUGGUGGUGGUUGUAUUUUCUUAUUUAAUGUUUUUAAUUGGAUGAAAAUAACGAGAGAGAGAAAAAUUAAGGAUUUUAAAAUACUCUCUUUUUUUCAGAACAUUAGUACUGGAAUGGCUAUAGCUGGAGUCAUUUUAUUUGCAAAAAGUAUUAAAUUGACAACAAAAUUUACAAGUGCUGUGGAUAUACCAAUAGAAUUUAUAGAAAAGAAUGUGAAGCUACGAGGAAGGUUAUAUCAAAUAACUGAGAAAGGACUAGAAGUUGAACAUGUUCCCAUUAACCUUCCUUUCUUGUCAUCAUUACAGAGAAAAUGGCAAUCAAAUGGUGUUUUGCUGGUCAGACUUGCUGGAGUGGAGCUGACACCGAAUGCUAUAGUCUGGUUACAGGAAGAGUUAAAACCUUCACAAAUGAUGUGGUUCCAGCUUCUUGGAAGGGAGGAUUUGGUGCUUGAUUGCCUCGUUUUAGUAAAUAAGGGUAGAUUUUUCAGUGUGUGUCUGAAUGAAGAGAUCUUAAGACAAGGACUUGGCAAAACAAUACGUAUUGAAGGACUACAUCAUGACUCUCCAUUUUACUGGAAGCUUCACAAAAGACUACUUCAAGCAGAGCUAAAAGCCCUGAAGAAAAAUAAGGGAAUAUGGAAAGAAGAAACUUACUUUGAAAAACUUAGAGGUCAUAUAAGUAAUAAUACAUUUGUACAGAAAUUAAAACAGUUUGCAAACUGGCUGAGAAUACGUAUUUAAAAGUGAAAUGGGAAGGACUUAGUUGGAAAAAUUCUAUUUGGACAUUCAUGAGUGUCUCUUUGGUGGAUGCUUUUUAUAAAAGAGGAGCUUAUGAAGGGAAACCUAUGCUUUCAUUUUUGAAAAUCCUGCCUAAAGAACAAAUAUAAAAAGUAGUCCCAAUAAUGUCACUUAAAGAGGUGUUCAAAUAUAAUUCCUAUAUCAUAACAAAUUUCAGCGUGAUGUUGCCUGCUAAAGUGUGUUAAUCCUAACAUUAUUCAAAUAGAGGGGCCUAAAGUUAUGUUUCUCAUCCUUAAUUUAAGUUCUUAAAUAAGUGGUCUGAUUUUCAAGAGUGUUGAGCACCCAGAUGACUCCAUUUACCUCAGAGGAAGUUAUUGAAGAUCCUAUUUUUGAAGGUCUAAAAUAUUAGUGCAUGAUGCCACACUUUACUUAACAUAGCAGUGGAAUAUAAUGGUUUUUAAACUGGCUACCCUCGCGGACCAGCGCCCGCCUGCCACCCUGCGCUGCUGUCUCUGGUACUGAAGGACUGCUUAAAACUGAAUAUUAAUUAGAUAUUACUUAAAGAAAAUUACUGUCUUAUCUUUUUGCUUUCUUGGACCUCUGUUGUGCGGAAGUAUUUUUGUCUGAGUCCUAUGUAAGGAAACUUAUGUGCUAUGUUUACUGUUUGUAUGUUUAAAAAAUUCAAUAUGUUUGAAUAAUUGGUUCUGUUGUGUAAUUAAUAGAAAAGGUGAUGUGACACAGCUGAUCUUAAAAAGAAGAGUAUAUAGAAACUUCAACAACAAUAAUUUUAAUUUUAAAACACCGUACAUGAUCAUAAAUUAGUAUAUUAAUAAGCUGCAUAUUGACUUGUAGUAUAAGUACAUUAGUCUAUACAAUUUAAAGAGUUGAAGAAUUUAAAGAUUAUAAUCUGGCAAAGUGAUCUUUUGAAUAUUCAUAGUUUGUUUCUAGAUCCAGGUCAUGUCAAGUGAAUUAGACAUGUUUUGUAGUGCAACCUUAAAAUUAAACAUGGAACAGUAAAUGUC
Pelodiscus sinensis (Chinese soft-shelled turtle) is the source of this 2155-nucleotide messenger RNA. The record is from RefSeq and is a predicted model, not a curated record. NCBI's taxonomy places the organism in Eukaryota, Metazoa, Chordata, Testudines, Trionychidae.